This is a messenger RNA of Cladocopium goreaui, 3405 nucleotides long. Lineage: Eukaryota; Dinophyceae; Suessiales; Symbiodiniaceae. The record is from the annotation of a GenBank genome assembly.
ACCAUGGCGCUGUCACUGGACCUCGAAGAGGAGCCGCUCCGCAGGUAUGGUGCCGCGCAGGGCUACCAGAUUGUCCGACUGAUUGGUCGCGGCAGUUUCGGGAAAGCGUUGCUGGUUCGGGACAAGGAGGGGAAGCAACGCGUGAUGAAGGUGAUAGAUCUUCAGCAAGCGAGCGAGCGGCGCCGGCAGCAGGCGCCAAUGGAGGCGGAGUUGAUGCAACGCUUGGCCCAUCGCUACGUGGUGCGCUUCCACGAAAGCUUUCGAGAGGACAAUGCCUUCGUGAUCGUGAUGGACUUUUUCAGUGGUGGUGACUUGCGACAACAGGCAGGCUUGGAAGUCUUGGAAGUGCCAGUGGGGUCACCCCAGAGACUUUCGCCACUAGAGACUUCGGACGUCACUCCCGUCGCGGUUGAUGCGAUGGCGCCGCGGCUGCCCGUUUUGCAUAGCAGGCGCUACCGAGAGAUCCCCACCGUGACGGCCAAUGCUUGGCCAGGCCCUUCCAACGAGUCUGCCCCACGCCUGGACCUGGAAGAUGACUGGGACUCCCCGCGCCGGCUGCGGGGAAUCUGGGGUGCGAUGGAUGUGCCCCAGAUGCCGCCGUCCAUGUCAACAGUCUAUGGAAAGCGCGAUCUUCCCCUUCGCCUCGCUGAUCUCCAAGUGGAUCGCAGCGAACUGGCACAGCUCCACAGGACCUUGAGUCCUAAGACAGCUGAGCCAAAACCUGAACUUGGUGCAUCGGUGAAAAGCAUGAGCCAAACGGCUCCUGUCAGCUGGCGGAGCUGGCGUGCCAAGAAAACCAGGCGCAAGUUUCAGCGGGAGCCAAGCUGGCAACAGCUGCUACCAACGGCAAUCCUUGCGCCAUUGCCGGAGCCAACGCCUGAGCCGAAGCAUGGGUUACCUAUCGCACCCUGUAGCAACAAAAUGUUCUUCGCGCGGAGCGCCAAGAUGUGCAUCAGGACCGUUCAACUCCAAGAUACCAAGGUCAAGCUCCGCAUCAGCGGCACCAAGGGCAGCGUCCUAGCGGAGCCCGUGGGCGCAAGGUGCAUCUGCCGCAGCCCCUGGCUGUGUCGAUGCAAAAGUCAAGCUCAGGGCAGUCGGAAGGAUCGGAAGGAGGCACCCAGUUCCCCUCACCACGUCCUCAGCACCGACCGGCUGCUGACGGAGCCCGACGCGCUGCCCGUCGCGCUGCCCGUCGUCGCGUCGCUGCCGCUGGCACGGCCGGCGUCGCCAGAGAACUCGCCAACGCCCUCAGUGGUCUUGACGCGCUCCGAAACGGAACGCAAGAAGAGUGGCAGCUUUCGAGACAGCAAGCUUUGCGAUAACUGCGGGCAAUUGUUCAGCUCCGAUGCUGAUGUUUGUAGGAAUUGUGGUCACAAGCGGCAAAGCUCCGCUGAGAUGAGAGAGGAGAUGAUCCUGAACGCCAAGGAAGAUGUGCGCGUCAGCGUCUUCAAUAAACUCCAGGAUCACAACGAAGUGCACCGUGACGAACUGCCAAAAGGGUUGGAGUUGUGCGGGUUCGUGGGCAUUCGACAAUCCUGGGUGGACAGCGCUUGUGAUGCUAUCACGAAGUAUUCCACCUUAGAGCUGGAAGAGUUCUUGAACUUCGUAAAGGGCUACGAAGCGCGACAGGACAACUUCUACAAGAGCACCUUUGAAGAAGCGGAUUUGGACAACUCCGGCACCAUGGAGGCUGGAGAGCUAGCCGAGAUGCUGCAGAAGUUGGGCAUCGAACCUAUGUCGCACGUUUUGGAUGAAGUGAUUCGGGAAGUGGACGAUGGCAAUGGGGAACUGGAGUUUAAAGAAUUCAAGCACCUCAUGGACCUGCUGGUGGUGCGCGAGGGCUUCACCAGCAGCGAGUACGACAGCUACGUGGAACUCUUCAACCAUUUGGAUCCCAAGAAGAGCGGCGAGAUCUCGGAUGAGGACAUCCGCACCAUCCUCAAAUGGCUCACCUGCAGUUUGCCCGAAGCCGUUCUGCAAGAGAUCCUGAAUGAAACGGAUGCGGAUGGCAGUGGUACCAUCAGCCAGCGCGAGUAUCUGCGGUGCUUAAGGAAGAUUCGAGAGCACGAGUUGGAGCUGGUGCGGCAAGCGUUGGGAGAUCAGGAGCAAUUGCCCAAGGAGCAGGUGACACAUCUCUUCCGCGACCUGGGCUACGUCCUGUGGGACGAGCAGGCCAUCGCCGAGGCCGCGCAGGAGGCGCAGAUCCAGGAAGAUCAGCUGGAUCUCAGCAAUUUAUGGCGCCUCUUGCUCAUGUAUCGACAACGUGAAGGCAUGCGUAACAGCGAGCUGGAGUCUAUUGAUGCCGCGUUUCGAGAAGAAGACCUGGAGGGCACAGGCGAGCUGACUGCUCUCGAAGUGCCUACGGCCAUCCGUUCGCUGGGUUAUCAGGUGAGUUUCGAGGCAAUGCAAAGCGUUUUGCGACAGGUAGACGUGAACGAUUCGGGUGGCGUGGAUAAGAUGCAGUUCCGCAAGGUGGUGCGGAUGCUGCAGGAGUGCGACGCGCAGCUCUUCCUCCAAGCCUUCGACGAUGAAGAUCUGGCUCGGUUGCAGGCGAUCACGUUUCCCAGCGCCAUCCAAGCCUUCUGCACUACUGGCCUCCAGUCCCAAAGUUUGGACCUGCCGGAGUUCAACGAUGAUGGCAUGCUGGUGCGUCGCGACGACUUCGUGAGGUCCUGUGCGGCGCACGCGCAUCAGGUGCGUGAAGCCAUCAAGCGAAAUGGUGGAUGGACAGAUCCCGAAGUGAAUUACUUGAAGCUCUUCUUCCGAAAGUAUGAUCUGGACAGGAACGGACGGACACCUGGCAUCAUUUUUAGCGUCUGCGCUGUGACAUUCUUUGCAAAAGAUGCCAUGGGAGCGCUAAUCCCAGAGUUGAAGUUCCUUGAACACAAGUCGUUCUUGGGGUCCAAAGAUGGUAUUCCGUCAGAUGGCUUUGUGGAAGAUGUGGUUCCCGAAAUGGCUCAUGAGCGGUCCAUGCGGCCGCAACUCCUGAGCCUCAUGCGUUCUGUGGAUGAAGAAUCCAAUGGCUUGAACCUGGAGGAUUUCUUGAAGCUCAUGGGCUUGUUUCGCAGUUUCAAGGACAAGGAGAGGCUACGAAAAGAGCAAUGGGCCAUCCGUGACGCCGGCUUCCAGCCCCAGGAGGUGGCCGACUUUCGCGAACUUUUCCUCAACUCCUUGGAGAAUUCUGAGGACAUGAACUACCCCACAUUCUCGCACAUGAUCAGUGGCAUCACACCGCUUGGAAAAUCUUUAAGUCAGGAGCUGGAGAGGAUGUUCCAUGAAACCUGCGCGCCACGACACGAAGCGGAUUUCCCGGACUUCCUGCUGUUGAUGAAGACCCUGCUGGACAAAGACUUCGGGAACCUGCGCGAGAAGAGUAAGAAACGCUUGGCCAAGGGCCGGCGCUGA